Messenger RNA from Oldenlandia corymbosa var. corymbosa, 2671 nucleotides. NCBI's taxonomy places the organism in Eukaryota, Viridiplantae, Streptophyta, Magnoliopsida, Gentianales, Rubiaceae. The record is from the annotation of a GenBank genome assembly.
UAAAACAUCAAAUGAACUAUGGAAAGUCAGCGUGAGCUAAAACAGAAAAAAGCCCACAGCUUCAAGAAUCUAAUUAAUGGCUAAAUCCCGACGGUGAUGAAAGUGAAUUAACGGUGAAAAAUCCUCUGCAUCACUUCCCAGAUUCCCUCAAAAAAUGCGUUCCAAAGACAAGAUCUCCUACUUUUACGAUGGGGAUGUGGGGAAUGUGUAUUUCGGACCGAAUCAUCCGAUGAAACCUCACCGCUUAUGUAUGACCCAUCAUCUGGUUCUCUCCUAUGAACUCCAUAAGAAGAUGGAAAUUUAUAGGCCCCACAAGGCGUACCCUGUGGAGCUUGCCCAGUUUCAUUCAGCGGAUUAUGUGGAGUUUCUGCACAGAAUCACUCCGGAUACCCAGCAUUUGUUUCCCAAUGAGAUGACUAAAUAUAACCUUGGUGAAGACUGCCCUGUAUUUGAGAACCUGUUUGAGUUUUGCCAGAUUUAUGCUGGAGGAACAUUAGAUGCUGCAAGAAGAUUGAAUAAUCAGCUGUGCGACAUUGCUAUAAAUUGGGCUGGCGGAUUACACCAUGCUAAGAAGUGUGAGGCUUCUGGAUUUUGUUACAUUAAUGAUUUAGUCCUGGGGAUUUUGGAGCUUCUUAAGCAUCAUGCAAGGGUGCUGUAUAUUGAUAUUGAUGUGCAUCAUGGGGAUGGUGUGGAAGAAGCCUUUUACCUAACUGAUAGGGUGAUGACAGUCAGUUUUCACAAGUACGGGGAUCUGUUUUUCCCUGGAACUGGAGAUGUUAAGGAAAUAGGAGAGAAAGAAGGGAAAUAUUACGCCAUAAACGUGCCUCUCAAGGAUGGAAUUGAUGAUAGCAGCUUUACAAGAUUGUUCAAAACAAUUAUUGCAAAGGUGGUGGAGACUUAUUUACCUGGUGCAAUUGUUCUCCAAUGUGGGGCAGAUUCCCUUGCUGGAGACCGUUUGGGGUGCUUCAACCUUUCUAGUGAUGGACAUGCUGAAUGUGUCAGAUUCGUGAAGAAAUUUAAUCUGCCUCUUCUGGUAACUGGCGGUGGGGGAUACACCAAGGAGAAUGUUGCCAGAUGUUGGGCCUUUGAAACUGGAGUACUUUUGGACACAGAGCUCCCUAAUGGUAACACAUAGUUAUGUUAAUCUUGCUAUUUGAGUUAGAUAAAUUUUGUAGAUAAUUUUCUUAUAGGAGCUUGACAUAGGUGACUUUGUUUUCGUACAAUUAUUUAUUGGAGCUCAAAUCGCUUGAAAGAAAGCAAGGCUUCUGUUAUAUGAUUGAUAUCUUAAAUCACUUGGAAUUUUCUGCCUUCUCUUUUUGAAGUUUUAGAAAGUGGGCGUUGGAUACCUUAUGAGGGAUGCUUAGUCGGGUAACAUUCAUGGCAAGGGGUUUGUCCUUUUGCCUCUUGAAACAAUUGAAAUUAACUUUGGUUGAUGCUUUCAUUUGCAGAGAUUCCGGACAAUGACUAUAUUGAAUUUUUCAAACCUGACUAUUCUCUCAAGAUUCCUGGUGGCCUCAUAGUAAGUUCUUCUGUGUUGUUGAUUUGAUUAAUUGUGUACAUAAGCUUUUUGGUUAUCCGAAAGCUUUAAUUCACUCGAUCAUGCCAGCACAUUAUCCAUCCAUCAACUUCAUUUUGAUUCAAUGGUUAAUCAAUUGUGCCAUUUCCAGAUAACUGUUUGCCCAAUAAGUACGUUACCUAUCUUGUAAUUUCUGUGAUUGACAGGAGAAUUUUAAUAGCAAAUCGUAUCUUGGCAACAUAAAGAUGAACGUUCUGGAAAAUCUGAGAUACAUCCAGCAUGCUCCCAGUGUUCAGAUGCACGAGGUAAUUUUGUAGAAGAUCUCCCAGUUUCUAGCUAUUUUCAACAAUGGAGAUAGAUCUGUUUUAAUUUCACUAGGAUUAUAAUAGAAGAGUUAUAAAGAGAUUUGAAUUAGUGAUUUGAAUGAAUUCGAUUAGUGUUUGAUUUGACUUUUAACUGUAUGCACUCCAACUUUAUUUGUAUGAGAUGAUUUUUUCAAAGACCUGUUGUCAUUUGCUAUUUUUUCAGGUCAAAAGUUAUGCAUGUAUACAUGUAGGCAUUCAUGCCACCAAACUUGUUUGUCCCUUGUUGCAGGUGCCUCCAGACUUCUACCUUCCAGAUUUCAAUGAAGAUGAGCAGAAUCCGGAUGAACGCAUGGAUCGUAAGUUGAAGCUCCUUUCUUUUGCUUUAUGAUUGCUAUAUCAUUGUGUACUCUUCUAAUUGAAUUCACCCAUUCAGAACACACACAAGACAAGCAAAUCCAACGGGAUGAUGAAUACUAUGAAGGCGACAACGACAAUGAUAACCAGAUGGAUGAUUCAUGAUUUUUGUGUAAUGUAGAGCUAACAUUAGGAAAUUAUUCUUUUACAAGGAUCACAGCUUAGUUCAGAAGUAGAAUAGUGGACAUGACUUUCUGUAGAUAUCUGAUAGAAGAGCUGGUGCAACACCUCUUCUUUUGUUUAUAGUAGCUCUCUGGGUUGCACUUCCCUUCUAUGUAAAUUAUGAUGCUUUUGGGAAGCUUUACUGUUGGAUGCAUAUUCUGAUAUUCACGAGCAAUUUCGCCAACUUUUAGGAUGAGCUGUUUGGGCCAAUUUGAUGCAACAAUUUUAUAACCAGUCAUUAGGUGAAUGUUAAAGCAAAAUCUUUACUUUUUGU